Penicillium soppii is the source of this 1044-nucleotide messenger RNA. RefSeq lists its product as uncharacterized. Lineage: Eukaryota; Fungi; Ascomycota; Eurotiomycetes; Eurotiales; Aspergillaceae. The coding region runs from base 1 to 1044 and encodes 347 amino acids. The transcript is spliced from 2 exons. Gene Ontology annotation, biological process: nucleotide metabolic process. The record is from RefSeq and is a predicted model, not a curated record. Gene Ontology annotation, molecular function: ATP binding; ATP:ADP adenylyltransferase activity.
AUGCAAUUAGGUCUAUCAGAAGCUCUACCGGCACUGGUUGCCAGACGAUUUACAGCUGCCCGAGAUGCUGGUCAUCUCAUUUUCUCCAAAACCCAUCUGUCAAUCAUCAAUGCCGCAGGGAUAUCGUACCAACUCCGCUACUGCCCUGCACUAGCAAAGAAACCCUCCAACCUAAAGCCCGACAAUGCACCAAAAUUACAGAAGCCCGAUCCCUUCGAGAAUCCGUCUCCAGAUCUUUUGAUCGCCCAGUUCCCGCCUGAGAAUCCCGCCUACAACCUCAUUCUCAACAAGUUCCCCGUCAUCCCAAACCACUUCCUACUCGUGACAAAGGACUGGCAAGCACAAACCGAUCUCCUCGAGAAAGCCGAUCUAGAAGCAACAUACGAAUGCCUGAAGGCCUGGAACACUAAGGAUGACAGCGAUGCCAGUCUCUUCGCUUUCUUCAACUCCGGCGACGACAGCGGUGCCAGCCAACCGCACCGCCAUCUCCAAUUUCUCCCUGUCGAAGACAUGCGCCAACCGGGUUCAGAAAACUGGCAUCCGCUGAUCGACCUCCUCGCCACGGAACUAGCCUCGCCGUCCCCGUCCUCACCCCCCAAAUUCAAACACCUAUCCGGCCUUCCCUUCGCCCACUUCGCUCUCCCCCUCCCUCCCAACCCCUCUGCCGACACCCUCCACUCAAUCUAUAUAACCCUUUACAAAGCUGCCGCGGCCGCAACCCGCGCCGGCUCAUCGGGGCAAGACAACGAGUCCGUCUCUACCCAGGGACCUGCUUCGAUAAGUUAUAACCUCGCCAUGACGCGUUCGACUAUGUUGAUUUGUCCGCGCAGACAGGAGACGGCACUAGUGCCUGUUGACCACGUGGCAGCGCGGGAUGUCGUGGACCCCGGUUUGCUGUCGUUAAAUGGAACCAUUCUAGCCGCUACCCUGAUGGUUAAAGCUCAGGGCGAGUGGGAUUCUUUGCGCGAGAACCCAGAGCAUUUGACGCAGGUGCUGGCUACUGUUGGAUAUCCGCGGACGGACUCAAGGGGUCCUUCGCUGUGA